CUCUCUCUCUCUCUCUCUCCCUAAAAAGCAUCAGAUUAAUUGAUUAAGGUCAUCAGGAUUCUAUACCCUUUACUGCCUCAGCCUCUCUCUCACCUUGCUCCAGCAACAUUUACCUCAUUUUCUUCACUGCGCUUCCAUAGUCUUAGUUUCACACUAUACCUGGCAAACUUGACUCCUAUUCUUUUCAUUUCCAUCUUCCAUCUCAUCAUUCUAGAUUUUCUGUUUGGUUUGCAUCAGCUUGGGCGCCAAAAAUUCCAUUUUUCUGUGAACUGUCUUUGCUUCCAGCCUUUUACAUGUAUGCCUGUUUUCCUUGGCAGUUUUCUUCUUUGCUAAAAUAUUGAAUAACCCUUCCUUUAUUACUUCUUCAAGGUCAUAAUGAUGUCCGGAAUGGCAGGAAACCAGUAUGAAAAUCAGCUGCCACCAUUAGUGGAGGCACCGCCAGUGGUGGUAGAGCCAAGACACUCCACACACCAGUCAAUUGAGACAUUGGUGGUAGUCUUGGCGGUUAUUACAAUACUUGGUGUUAUUGCAGGUAUCAUUGCCCGGCUCUGCGGUGGACGACAUUUUGGGGGAACAGGGGAUCAUGACAUUGAGGGGUGGGUGGAAAGGAAGUGCAGAAGCUGCAUCGAUGCUGGUGUUCCUGCUGUUCCCCAGCCAGCAGAAGCCAAGCCAAAAGCAGAGGAGGCAAAGUCCACAACUACGGAGGAAGCAAAGAAGUGACGGCAGAUGGAGGCGCACAGCCCACAAAGAGUUUACUUGCAGAGAUAAUACAUUGUAGAAAGCAUCAAGCAUUUGAUCAACAAAAGUAACAUAUGAAAUAUCACUAGUAGAGGUUUUUGUGGAAUCAUUUCUAACCCUUUUGUAACGGGGUGAAAUUUUUAUAACUGUAGCCUAUAUAACAAAGAAGUCAUAUCCGUAGAUUCUCUAACAAUUAGGUCUAUAAAUUUGAGCUUCUAUAUUUGCAGAUGAGAAGAUUUCUUCUCCCCUCCCUUACAGGAAUUGUAUUAGUUCUGGAU
Molecule: messenger RNA, 1016 nt
Organism: Coffea eugenioides
Lineage: Eukaryota; Viridiplantae; Streptophyta; Magnoliopsida; Gentianales; Rubiaceae
Exons: 1
Coding region: 376-720 (114 amino acids)
Source: RefSeq, a predicted model, not a curated record